AUGGCACCCACGGCCCUCAUUGUCCGCUCCGCAACCAUCUUCUCCUCCGUCCUCCUGAUCGCUCUGUCCAUUACUGUGCUUUCCACGAGCGUCGAUGCCUCGAAUCGCAUCGCGAAGGACUUCCCUGCAGGCGAGUAUGGCGUGUGGUAUGGUCCCGUGAAUGCUGUCUGGAAGGGAACAAACUCGUCACUGGAGUUCUUGGAGAAGAAAGUGAACCUCGACUACGACUAUGCGACCGAGCAGGCUGCUUGGGCUGCUGCUUCGAUCUGCCUCAUUGUUGGCCUGCUCAGUGUGGGUUUUGAAGUGACGAGAUUGUUGCGCUCUCGAAAGAACGGAGACACCGCGAAUACUUCAAAGGCGUUGUCGAUUACCGCAAUCGCCCUUUCUACUGUUACGUUCAUCGUAUCUUUAGCAGCGUUGGUCUUCGUCAAUGUCCACCCCAAGCAGAUCGAGGAGACAAGUUGCGAUUGGGAGGGUACGGCCGACCGGUCGUACGGAUUGUUCAAACCUGGCCGCGACUCGUACACCUGUACACGGGAACAAUCUGCGUGUAAAGUCAUCUACUACGCCAUCCAGGACGUGCUGCCCAAGGAGAUGCAAUGUGUUGAGCUUCAAAUCGCCCGGCAUACGAUGAUCCCGCUCUUCAUCUUUUCGGGGCUUGUGACGCUUGGGUAUGGGGCGCAGAUGUGGGUGGCUAAAAAGGAGAGAUACGGGGGCGUGGAUCCUGAAGAGAGGGUGCGACGACUUCAAGAGGAGGAUGAGGAGUGA
Paraphaeosphaeria sporulosa is the source of this 768-nucleotide messenger RNA. RefSeq lists its product as uncharacterized. Lineage: Eukaryota; Fungi; Ascomycota; Dothideomycetes; Pleosporales; Didymosphaeriaceae. The transcript has 3 exons. Bases 1 to 768 code for a protein of 255 amino acids. The record is from RefSeq and is a predicted model, not a curated record.